AUGAUAUUCGGGAAUGCGGUCAGCCUAGACAUCGAAAUCGACACGGAUCCAAGCAGAUCGUUUGUUUUUGUCGAUCCUGUACAAAAAGGAGCCAAAUGUCCAAUAUUUUCAGAAGGAGAAGAUAUAAGUGGAACAGCAUUCAUAAGUAUAAAGCCAGGAAAACGACUUGAACACGGAGGAAUCAAGGUUGAACUCAUCGGCCAAAGCGACACUUUAUAUGAUAGAGCCGGUGUGUACGACUUUUUCGUCAUGUCAAAGGAAAUUGAGCCGCCAGGAACACUAACCGAGAGCAAACAGUAUAAAUGGAAGUUUCCCCUGGUUGGAUUGGAAAAUGAAACUUAUUGGGGAGUAAAUAUUAGGUUGUACUACUUCAUUAGGAUAACAAUAAUUAGAGGAUAUGGAGGGAAUAUAACAAAAGAGUCAAGCUUUGCAGUCCAAAACUUAGCGCCACAACCUGAGAUCAAUGACACAAUUAAGAUGGAGGUUGGGAUUGAAGACUCACUUCAUAUCGAAUUCGAAUAUAACAAGUCAAAGUACCACCUUCGAGAUGUUAUACUGGGGAAGGUCUACUUUCUUCUGGUCUCAAUAAGCGUUAAAUUCAUGGAAAUCGCUAUACAGAGGGUUGAGACCAUAACUUUAGGUCGGGUUGUUGUUAAUGAAACAGUCACAGUGACGAACUUUGAAAUCAUGGACGGCUCCCCAAUUAAAGGGGAAUGUAUUCCAGUUAGAUUAUAUUUGGAUGGACUGGACGUAUGUCCGACAUAUAAAAAUGUCCAAAACAAGUUGACAGUCAAGCAUUACAUUAACCUCAUGAUCGUUGAUGAGGACGAUAAACGUUAUUUUAAAAAACAGGAAAUUGAACUCUGGAGAAAUCACCUCGGAUAA
Molecule: messenger RNA, 885 nt
Organism: Theileria annulata
Lineage: Eukaryota; Apicomplexa; Aconoidasida; Piroplasmida; Theileriidae
Product: vacuolar protein sorting (Vps) 26 homologue, putative
Exons: 6
Coding region: 1-885 (294 amino acids)
Biological process (GO): retrograde transport, endosome to Golgi; intracellular protein transport
Cellular component (GO): retromer complex; endosome
Source: RefSeq, a predicted model, not a curated record